AUGAGAUGCGUGUCCGCGCCGCCGAGACUGCCUCCGUCCGUGUCAGGGCCGCCCGCAACCGAGACGGAUCUUGCUGCAUCCAUGUCGCCGGGGCCGGCCGCCCGCGCCAACCUUGCCGGUGGGAGGGAGAUGGGCGGAUCGGGAGGGAGAGGCCGUGAGUAUGGAACAAUUUAUCUUGGUGACACAAACAUUGCAUACCUUGUAGUUGCCAAUGGGUUUGCCAAGGUAAAAGAGCAAGGUCGUCGUAAGGGUGACAACAAUCCAUAUACCACAGAAUUGCUAAGAUUGGAGGAAAAGGCUAAAGAUCAAGGUUUAGGUUGUUGGAGUAAGGCUUCAACUAGAAUUCUGCCAGCAUCGACCAACCCUUCUGAAGUAAAGGGUUUUUUUGCUAAAAUGAAAGGGAAGACCUUGGAGGCUAUUGUCGAGCAAGUCCGUGAUGGUAGUACCAUCCGAGUUUACUUGCUUCCUAGUUUUCAUUUCGUUCAGGUUUAUAUUGCUGGAGUUCAGGCUCCAUCUAUGGGAAGACGAGCAUUCAUUCCAAGUAUGGCUUCUCAAGCUGGAGCUACUGGAGAUGUUGAUGUGAACAGUCAACAACAACAGCUCAAGUACCUAUGGCAGCAGAACAGAAGCUCGUACCAUCAUCAUCUAGUACUUAUUCUGAAAUUCCACCAGAUAGGUUCGGUACGGAUUAUAUUGAGGGGCACAGACAGUUUUGAUAACAUGUUUGCUUCAGUGUAUUAUUGUGAUGGAAAUACUGAUAAGGACUUAGCACUUGAGCUUAUAGAAAAUGGGUUUGCAAAGCAUAUGGAAUGGAGUGCGAACAUGCUUGGGACGGAAACCAAACAAAAGCUAAAGAAUGCAGAUAUUCAGGCUAAGAAGGAACACCUAAGGAUAUGGACCGGAUUUCGGCCACCUGCUACAAAUACAAGACCCAUACACAACCAUAAAUUCACAGGAAAAGUCAUAGAGGUGGUGAACGGGUACUGUGUAAUUGUUGCUGGUGAUGUUGGGCCUUGUGGAAGUCCUUUGGCAGAACGCCGAGUUCAUGUCUCAAUGGAGUAUUCUAGGAGAAUCAACAUUGCAAAUGGACAAGUUGUCACUGACAAAACCAACCAAGUUGGCACCAGAGUUUUAGAUUAUGGAUCCGUCUUCCUACCUUCGCUGGUUGAUGGAACUGGUUCUCCUUCCCCUAAUAGCUCUAGCAACCCGCUUGGAGCCAAUGUGGCUGUGCUCCUACUCUCGCGAGGAUUUGCUGAUAUCACACGACAUCGGGACUACGAGGAGAGGUCACACCACUAUGAUGCACUCCUGGGGGCUUAUUCACGUGCUGAAAAAGCAAAGAAAGGAUAUCACUCCAAAAAGGAUUAUCCUGUGAUUCACAUGAAUGAUUUGACAACAGUUCCUGGAAAGAAGGCGAGAGAGUUUUUCCAUUUGUUGCAGCGAAAUAAAAAGCAUUCUGCUGUUGUUGACUACAUUUUUAGUGGCCACCGCUUUAAACUAACAAUACCUCAUGAGACAAGCACCAUUGCCUUUUCAUUCUCUUGUGUCCGGUGCCCUGGUAAAAACGAACCCUACUCAGAUGAUGCCAUUAGUUUGAUGAGAAGAAGGAUACUCCAACGUGAUGUGGAGAUUGAGAUUGAAGCAGUGGACAAGAAUGGAACAUUCUUAGGUUCCUUAUGGGAGUCCAAGACCAAUAUGGCUUCUGUUCUUCUUCAAGUUGGCCUAGCCAGACUUAGUUCAUUCGGACUCGACAGGAAUCCAUAUGCUCAAAAUCUCAUCGAGGCAGAAAAAACCGCAAAGCAGAACAAACUGAAGGUGUUGGAGAAUUACAAUGAACUAGAAGUCAUUCCCCAAGGAUCCAUGACUGAACAAAAUGGAAAAGAGAUUUUCAAGGUUAUUGUAACUGAAGUCCUUGGUGGUGGAAAGUUCUAUGCCCAUAUAGUUGGUGACCAUCGCGUGGACAACAUCCAACAACAGCUUGCUUCUCUGAAAUUCAAUGAAAUAUCAGAGACUUCUAAAGAUACCUCUGAUACGUUGGAAAAUCAAGAUCAAACAAUAAAUACUCAAACGGAUACUUUGGAAGUUAAAGUGAAGCCACAUAAUCAUGUGGUUCAUCCUCUUCCUGUUAGGUGGUCUAGUUUGUUUAAAGAUCACCUAAAUACUAUGAAAGGUGAAGUUCAAUCUGCUGAAGAGCCAAGCACUUCUAAAGUUAAAGAUCCAUCAAAUGAUAUUCCAUUUAAUCCAACAAAGGGAGAUGUGGUUUUAGCCCAGUUCAGCCUCGACCAUUCUUGGAACAGAGCCAUGAUUGUGAGUGAACAUCAGGGUCCCACAGAGAGGGAGUUCGAGGUGUUUUAUAUUGAUUAUGGAAACCAAGAGAUCGUUACUUACAUCCACUUGAGACCUGCGCCUGCGAAAUUUUCUAUUUCCGUGAUUCCUCCACUAGCCAAGCUGUGCAGUCUUGCAUUCGUUGUAGUUCCUGACAUAAUGGAUGACCUUGGCGAAAAAGCUGCAGGGUAUCUAAGAAUGCUCUUGCUUGAUAAUGAGGGAGAGUUCAAAGCAACAGUUGAAGAGCGCGGCAGUGUGGGAGCGAAGCUAGAAGGACAAGGAACUGGAGAAGUACUUAUUGUGAGCAUGUAUGAUGAAGAUGCUGAAAGCAGCAUCAGUGCUGCAAUGCUAGAGGUAUGGCAUUCUCACUUUUCUCAUUGA
This is a messenger RNA of Miscanthus lutarioriparius, 2706 nucleotides long. NCBI's taxonomy places the organism in Eukaryota, Viridiplantae, Streptophyta, Magnoliopsida, Poales, Poaceae. The record is from the annotation of a GenBank genome assembly.